Choloepus didactylus (southern two-toed sloth) is the source of this 2658-nucleotide messenger RNA. Its product is annotated as zinc finger protein 233-like. Gene Ontology annotation, cellular component: nucleus. NCBI's taxonomy places the organism in Eukaryota, Metazoa, Chordata, Mammalia, Pilosa, Megalonychidae. Gene Ontology annotation, molecular function: DNA-binding transcription activator activity, RNA polymerase II-specific; RNA polymerase II cis-regulatory region sequence-specific DNA binding. The record is from RefSeq and is a predicted model, not a curated record. Gene Ontology annotation, biological process: regulation of transcription by RNA polymerase II.
AUGAGUUUUGCACCUUCUCCAACGUUUAACCCUCAACAACAACCCUGUGAGCUCUGCCUGCCCAGGCCUCUUACCUCCUCCAGAGGAGCAAAAGGAAAUGACCAGGUUUCAGCUAAAGGAAGUUCUCUAAACAGAAGGGACAGAGAACAGAAGGAGGCUUCAGACUUCAGGAAGGAAGAAAGAACAGUGGAAUGGGUAAAAACACAGGAGGCAGUGACAUUCAAGGAUGUAGCCGUGGUCUUCACCAAGGAAGAACUGGGGCUGCUGGAUGCUGCUCAGAGUAAAUUGUACCAAGAUGUGAUGGUGGAGACCUUCAGGAACCUGCUCUCUGUGGAGCAGUUGAACCAAAAGAGCAGGAGGGAGAAGACACAUGUCCUUUAAGACCUAGCCUUGGAAGUGACAUACGAUCCACACAGGAAUCAAAAUGAGAUAGAGACUCUUCAAGAAGUAGCAUUAAGGUACCUUUUACAUGAAGAUAUUAUCUGCUGGCAGAAGUGGGAACAAUUUACAAGUAUAUUAGCCAGAAAUCAAGAUGCAAUAAUAAAUCUUCAAGACAAGAGGUCUGAGAUGCUAAAACAAGGUGAUUCUCCCUGUCAUAUAUGGGCAGGAGUAUCUAUUCAGAGUUCUGAAGAUGAGAACUAUGUAAUGAAGUUUCAAGGGGAGAAUUCCAGUAGGAAUCAAAAUAAAGAGUUCCCAAAUGGGACCACCUGGGACUUUUUUAGGAAAAUAUAUCUGAGACAGUCACAGAAUUAUCAAAUGGAUGUAAGAAAUAAACAGUGUAAAUAUGAUCAGUGUGUUAUGAAAAGAUACCCUCAUCACCACGAUGAUCACAGAGUACACGUAAGAGAGAAAGUGUUUAGCCGUAAUAAUUGUGGAAAAGACUUGAAAUCAUCACAGCACAGUGUAAUCCACUCAGGAGUGCAAACAUCUGGUGAGAAUGGAAAAGGAAAGAGCAUUGACUCUAGUCUUGAAGUUUAUCAGCAGUUGCACUUAGGAGAAAAGCCUCAUAAAUGUAUUGAGUGUGGAAAGGGCAUCAAUUAUAGCUCAGUGCUUCCCAUUCAUCAGAGUGUUCCUAUAGGAGAGAACUACUAUAGGAAAGAUGGGGGUGGUGAGGGCCUCAGUCAGAGUUCACAUCUUCAAACUAAUGAGAAAGUCAACACAGGAGAGAAACCCUACAAAUGUCAGGUGUGUGCUAAAAGCUUCAAUCAGAGCUCUUCUUGUUCUGCUUAUGAACUCAUUCACAUAGGAGAGAAGCCAUAUAAGUGUGGUAAGUAUGGGAAGCACUUCAAUCAUAGCUUAGAUCUUAACAUUCACUAUGUGAACAACAUUGUAGAGAAAUCCUAUAAAUGUGAUGUGUAUAAUAAAAGUUUCAGUCAGACAUCACACCUUCUCAGCCAUCAGAUAGCCCACAAUGAAGACAAAGCAUACAAAUGGGAAGAAUGUGAUUGGAUACUUAAUCAGAAUUCUGGUCUUCAUCAGAGAGUCCACACUGGAGAGAAAUCAUAUCAAUGUGAUGUGUGUGGUAAGGUCUUCAGGAGGGCCUCACAUCUUCAAGCCCAUCAGAGAAUACAUACUGGAGAGAAACCAUACAAAUGUGGUGUGUGUGAUAAGAACUUCAGCCGUGAUUGCAAUCUUCAAGCCCAUCAGAGAGUCCAUACAGGAGAGAAACCAUACAAAUGUGAGACAUGUGGUAAGGAGUUCAAUCGGAAUUCACAUCUUCAGGGUCAUUGGAGAGUCCACACAGGAGAGAAGCCAUACAAAUGUGAGACAUAUGGUAAGGGCUUCAGAUGGAGUAAAGAUCUCCAAGCCCAUCAGAGAGUCCACACAAUAGAGAAACCAUACAAAUGUGCAACAUGUGGUAAGCACUUCACUUGGUUUUCCAGUCUUCGUGCUCAUCAGAGAGUUCACACAGGAGAGAAGCCAUACAAAUGUGAAACAUGUGGUAAAGUCUUCAGCUGUAGUUCAGAUCUUCAUGCCCAUCAGAGAGUCCACGCAGAAGAAAAACCAUUCAAAUGUGAGACAUGUGGUAAGGACUUCACUCGGAUUUCAAAUCUUCAUGCUCAUCAGAGAGUGCACACAGGAGAGAAACCAUACAAAUGUGAGACAUGUGGUAAGGCCUUCAGAUGGAGUUCAUAUCUUCAAGGCCAUCAGAGAGUCCACACAGGAGAGAAACCGUACAAAUGUGAGACAUGUGGUAAGAACUUCAAUCAGAUUUCAAAUCUUCAUGCACAUCGGAGAGUUCACACAGGAGAGAAGCCAUACAAAUGUGAGACAUGUGGUAAGGCCUUCAUCUCCAGUUCAUAUCUUCAAGCCCAUCAGGGAGUCCAUACAGGAGAGAAACACAAAUGUGAAGAGUGUGGGAAAAGCUUCAUUUUGAAUCCUUAUGAUCGUGUUCAUCAAAGGGUCCACAUGGGAGAGAAACCCUAUGAAUGUGGCAUAUUUGGUAAGAGCUUCAUUCAGUCCUCACAUCUUGAAGCACAUCAGAGAGUCCAUGUUGGAGUGAAACCAUAAAAAAAAGAAGAAAAGGCCAAUGUAACUGCUCUGGGCCACUUCACAAGCGCGGCCUUACCUAUCACAGUAAAUGGAGCCCGUUGGGGGAAAACCGGUCUCCAGCAGAAACCAAUUUGGAAGGCCAAAUCCCUAAGGUUCAAAGAAUGA